AUGACACCUCCUGGACAUCUCUACCUCCUGAGGGUGUGCAGCGGCACCCCCCUCCUCGUUCUGGGGCUGCUGCUGGCCCUGCCACCUGAGGCCCAGGGCCUCCCUGGUGUUGGCCGCUCAACCUCAGCUGCCCGGACUGCCCACCAGCUCCCCCAGAGGCACUUCACCCCAGAUACCCGCAGGCCUGCUGCCCACCUUAUUGGAGACCCCAGCACCCAGAACACUCUACGCUGGCGAGCAAACACAGACCGGGCCUUCCUCCGCCAUGGCUUCUCAUUGAACAACAAUUCCCUCCUGAUCCCCACCAGCGGUCUCUACUUCGUCUACUCCCAGGUGGUCUUCUCCGGAGAAGGCCAACAUGAGACUACUCCACUCUACCUGGCCCAUGAAGUCCAGCUCUUCUCCUCUCAGUACCCUUCCCACGUGCCUCUCCUCAGUGCGCAGAAGUCAGUGGUUCCAGGGCCACAGAGCCCAUGGGUGCGCUCGGUGUACCAGGGGGCCGUGUUCCUGCUCACACAGGGAGACCAACUCUCCACUCACACAGAUGGCAUCCGCCACCUCCUCCUCAGUCCCAGCAGUGUCUUCUUUGGAGCCUUUGCUUUGUAG
This is a messenger RNA of Condylura cristata (star-nosed mole), 606 nucleotides long. RefSeq names its product lymphotoxin alpha (gene LTA). Gene Ontology annotation, molecular function: tumor necrosis factor receptor binding. The record is from RefSeq and is a predicted model, not a curated record. Gene Ontology annotation, cellular component: membrane. Gene Ontology annotation, biological process: immune response. The coding region runs from base 1 to 606 and encodes 201 amino acids. The transcript is spliced from 3 exons. Lineage: Eukaryota; Metazoa; Chordata; Mammalia; Eulipotyphla; Talpidae.